AUGUUGCCAAUUAACGCUCCCCCCAUUAAUUACUCCAGUCCCUUUGGCACCCAAGUUACCACCAACAUUACAAAGGCCAACAUUACAAAGGCCAACACCCCUCUACCAACCUUACCUGGGACCAGUACGGGUUUUUGCUUGAAUACAUCAGCUCAAACCCUCAUUCCCUCUACCACCUUUCAUUCGGAAAGCAGUUCCACAUCGGGACAAACGCAUUUGUCUCAGCAAUGUCAGAAUCCUACAAAUUUAUCAACAGGUUUCCCUCCAUUUGCAAUGCCAAUGGGAUCAAAUCUGCCAAGAGUGGCAUCCAGCUAUCAUAGCAACCACAAUCAGACCAGGAGCAAUUUGUCAACCAGUCCUAUGUAUACAACCCCAUCUGGACAUCAACCCACAGUCCCGUUGAUUAAUACAAGACGUUCCCACCAAGAUUCCACCAUUCGGCUAAAAAGGAUGGCCCUACCCACAUUCUCCGGACUUAGGAAAGACUGGCCAGAGUUCAAGGCAGUCUGGAAGUCUAUGGCUGAGUCUGCAAGUUAUAAUAAAACUGCAUUAGCACACGAACUUAAGAACUCAGUUAAGGGAGAAGCCAAACACCGCAUCAAAUCUGUUUUUGUCACCAAGCCCGAAGCUUACGAUAUCAUGUGGGAAAAGCUAGAGUGUCACUAUGGAGAUACUACUGCCAGUGUACAAGCUGCUUUGGAAGAUCUUCAAAGGCUAAAACCUGUAAAAGAAGAAGAUUAUAAAGCUCUGGUUGAAUUAGUGGAUGAAGUUGAAUCCGCCUACAGUCAAUUGGAAGAGCUCAACCAGCUAAACACUUUAACCAUGCGAGAUGUAGACAACCUAACUGAUUUGUUACCUACCCAUCUUAAAGUCGACUGGAGACGAAAGUAUCGUGAUUUAUCGUCUGCGGAGAAGCUUCAACCAUUUACUCUGCUAAUGAAGUUCCUAGACAGAGAACGUUCAGUUGUGUCUCGUUUAGCCGAGAAUCAGCAUUCUAAGAAAAGAGGAAAUGACAAUGCAAGAGGAUACAGCAAAACCUAUCAUGUUGAAAGAGUGCAAAACACGGACAAAGAACCUACUACAAGUGUGCCUUCCCCACCCACAGAGAAGACACCAUAA
Molecule: messenger RNA, 1119 nt
Organism: Paramuricea clavata
Lineage: Eukaryota; Metazoa; Cnidaria; Anthozoa; Malacalcyonacea; Plexauridae
Source: the annotation of a GenBank genome assembly